GCCGUCCUUUUGCCACAGGACCCCAGAAUCGAGUGGUGAAACCAGUUUCCCUCAGCUUCAACAAGUGUUGCUUAUUGCCAUUUGUCUGUCAUCCGAACUCGCAGCAUCUAAGUAUCACCGGCCACUAUGUCCGAGCCCGAGCAGCCCACGAAGAAGUACCGUGGCAACUGCCACUGCGGCGCCUUCGUCUUCGAGGUCGAGGCCCCCGAGAUUAAGUCGCUGAGUGACUGCAACUGCAGCAUCUGCACCAAGCGCGGCUACUUGUGGCUGGUGCCCAAGAGCGCUCCGACCAUCAUCAAGGACGACGGCAAGCUCGUCCACUAUGCGUUCGCUGGCAGGAAUAUGGACCACCAAUUCUGUGGCAACUGCGGAAUCACUGUGCUCGCCGCGAGUGAUAUGUUCCCAGCCAAGUUCGGGGUCAACGCCAGGACCAUCCAGGGGCUCAAUGUCUGGGACCUGGAGAUCAAGACAUUCGACGGCGCUGCAUACGACCCCCAGUACGUCGCGCCCGCUUAUUCGGGCCCGGAGCUCAACCCAGCCGGCUUCGAGGACGCCAACACGUACCACGGCAGCUGCCAUUGUGGAGCCGUCACUACCGCAGUAAGGAUCAAAGGCUCCCCGGAGGACAACACAUACAAGGAGAGGAUCCUCGAGUGCAACUGCAGCAUUUGCCAGCGGGCUGGAUACCUCUGGAUCUACCCGUCCGAGAGCCAGGUCGCCAUCCAGGGCCGCGAAAACCUGUCCACGUACGUGUUUGGGACCCGUGUGUUCCGCAAAGUGUUUUGCAAAACGUGCGGCGUGCACAUCGGAGCCGAGCCGAACCCCGACCUCACAGACGAGGAGAUUGCCGCCCUGCCGGAGGUGGUUCGCGAGUUCCGGGCCACCCGGCUCGACCUCCGGCCGAUGAACCUGCGCGCCUUCAACGGGCUCGACCUGAAGCGCGUCAAGCCGACGCAGGUGGACGGAUGGAGCAGGGGCCAGCAGUAUGCCAACCCCUAAGAUUGCCGGUGGCUCUGAAGGUUGGGAGGUAUAAGGAUUUGAGGACGAGCAAUGCCGAUGGCGGUAAACCGAGUGCUCCAGCCACGUAGUCAAACGUAGUUUGCUUUUGUCUUGCAUUGCAAGCUUGUACCACCAGCCUCGAUCCAACCGUUACUCCAGCUCGUCCCUCCACGGAAUCGAGUCUUGCGCGCCCGCUCUCUCGACCGUUUUUGCAGCUGCCUUGUUUGCCGUCCUUACCGCCGCCUCAAUGUCGAACUCGGACCCUUUCUUCCCCACGGCGUCGAGGGCAUACCGCCCAACAAACGUGUCCCCAGCGGCAGUCGUGU
Molecule: messenger RNA, 1325 nt
Organism: Thermothielavioides terrestris NRRL 8126
Lineage: Eukaryota; Fungi; Ascomycota; Sordariomycetes; Sordariales; Chaetomiaceae
Exons: 5
Coding region: 127-999 (290 amino acids)
Molecular function (GO): carbon-sulfur lyase activity
Source: RefSeq, a predicted model, not a curated record